GGCGCAAACGACGCAGCGCCAGAGCAGUCACCCACCGCACACGCCGCGACGCGCACACCGACAUGAGCGACUCUAAGCAAUUCACCCGAAAAGAGAUCUCAUCUCGAAACUCUAAAAAUGACGCGGUCGUCAUAAUAGACAACCAAGUAUACGACCUCACGCCGUUCCUAGACGACCACCCCGGCGGCCACGAGGUUCUGCUAAACGUGGUCGGCAAAGACGCCAGCGAGGACUUCGAAGACGUUGGCCACAGCAUCGACGCUAAGGAGCUCAUGAAGAAGUACCUCAUCGGCCAGAUCGUCGCCGAGGAGAGGAUCGAGAUUAAGAAGAAGACUUUCACUUGGGACGACAAAAGCAGCCCCUCCACCGACACUGAGAACAGCAGCUUCAUCAAUACGUGGAAGUUCCCCGUGCUGAUGGGGCUCCUCAUGACGCUCCUCUACACCUACCUGUUCGCGUAACGUUCCGUUCGCUUCGGGACUAAAGGACUGAUAGAAGAUGUUAGCGUCCGAGUGUGCCGUUUACUUGUUAGUGUUUAGAGCUGUGAAGUGUUCGAGUGCUGCAAUUUUGCGAAGCGCGGUGCUUCUGGAAAUUAUCUUCGGGUUAUGUGCUUUACUGUUAUAGGGUUAUUUAAUUAUUUUGAGCUAAUUUUAAGAAUAGUAUGUUAUGUAUUUUAUGUUAAUAUUUACCUUUUGUACAUUCCUAUGAUUUUGAUACCCUUAAGGAAAAAAAAUGUUUAUGACGCAUAAUUUGUAUGUAUAUCAUUCUUUAUUUGGAUCGUUGUUGAAAUAAAAUUACAUAAAUUGUA
Molecule: messenger RNA, 808 nt
Organism: Colias croceus (clouded yellow)
Lineage: Eukaryota; Metazoa; Arthropoda; Insecta; Lepidoptera; Pieridae
Product: cytochrome b5-like
Exons: 1
Coding region: 63-461 (132 amino acids)
Cellular component (GO): intracellular membrane-bounded organelle; membrane
Molecular function (GO): heme binding
Source: RefSeq, a predicted model, not a curated record